Molecule: messenger RNA, 10397 nt
Organism: Mesocricetus auratus (golden hamster)
Lineage: Eukaryota; Metazoa; Chordata; Mammalia; Rodentia; Cricetidae
Product: translation initiation factor IF-2-like
Exons: 2
Coding region: 95-769 (224 amino acids)
Source: RefSeq, a predicted model, not a curated record
ACUGGCCGGGCGCGGCGACCCUGCGGGCUGGUGGCGGCGACCGCUCCCACAAGCCCGUCAGGUGCCAACCGGCCCGCGGCGAGCCCCCAGCCAGAUGGGGGCAGGGGCGGUACUCACCCGGCAGCGCCUCCUCCGCCCGCGGCAGCAGCAGCACAGCCGGCGGCCCCCGGCACCAUCUUCUGCCGCCGCCCUGGCCUCGGCGGCGGCUACCAACCGCCCCUGCGGCGCCGCCAACCGACACAACCGCCGACGCCCGGCCGCCCAGCGCCCGGCGCGGCCCCGAGUUUCGGAGGCUGCGGGGUGGGGCGCAGCCGCUGCUCAGGUCCCUCGCUCCGCGCGGGCACCGAGUCCGCCUGUCGAGGCGCUGGGACCGGAGGCAGCCGGAGCUCCAAAGGGCCGGGUCGCGGCCGCCGCGGGGUUUGUUAUUGUCAACUCGGCCCUUCCGCCGCAGAGCACGCCGGGAAACAGCCAGCCGGGGGAGGGGCGCUCCGGGCAGCGCAGCCAGGCGGCUGCGCAAAUGCGGAAGUCGCCGAGCUGCUGGGACGGGCGCGGCUGGGCUCCCGGGCGCCGUGCCCGGCCGGUGGCUCCGCUGUCCUGCCCUGACCCUGGAAGGUAUUGCGGGCCUUCCGUGGUAAGCCCCAAGGUGAGCUUGACCUUCUGGCCGCGGCAGGCCGACCCCGCCAAACCCGGUGCAGCUCCAGGCGGGGAAUCGGAGGCGGAAGAGGGAGCGCCCGCACAGCUCCGCGGCCCUCGUCCGCCUCCGGAGUGAGUGCUGCAGCAGGACAGAGGCCGGUGACAGGGUCAGCCGACUGACGCGGGAGACACUCAUACACCGAUCGCCCGCACGGCAGGCUGCUCGGAAAGUAUGCCUGGCAUCUUUGCAAGGGUAGGGCGGCACACAGUCAGACAGACCAGGUAAGCCAAGAGCACGCCCCAGCAGAGGAGAGCCGAAGCCAAGUGGACUGGAGUGUAAGCGACACGACCAUACGUUCCCGAGGUCUCUAAUGCGUCAACAACAUCAAGACUAGAGAAUGUCGGCUUGGGAGAAUAUUGUAUUUGUAAAGGUAAUCGGGCUCAGGCAAGGACUUGAAGCUACAGAUUUAAAAUCUGAUGAGCAUAUGUUACAUGCAGACUAAUUAGGUGACACAAAAAAAAAACUUAAAUUGCUAUUUCCAGGAAUUUCUGGUAGAAGUAAAAGUUUAGGACUUGUAUCUCUAACUCAAACAAUGAGUGGUUCACGACAAAAUAAGACCCAGGAGGUAUGAAACUGAGCCUGAUCUGCAGCCCUUCGUUUAGUGUCAUAGAGACUGGAAAACGCUGAAUGGCUGCAUUUCAAAGACGUUUUGGAGAGGAGCUUGUUGUUUACAUCACUUUGUUUUUAACUUUGUACUGAUACUGUAUCCCAAAUCUUGUCUUUAUGAUUUUUGACGUGCUACUAUGCAUAUUGGGUAUUUUUAAACAAGAAUUUUAGUGUGGGACCCCGACAAAGUAAAGCAGAAGUAAAGAAAAUAAGCACUAACUUAUUAUGCACCAAGGAAAGGAGUGAAUUGGCAAGAAUAUUUUUUUGUUUGUUUGUUUUUGUUUUUCGUGACAGGGUUUCUCUGUGGCUUUGGAGGCUGUCCUGGAGCUCGCUUGGUAGUCCAGGCUGGUCUCGAACUCACAGAGAUCCGCCUGCCUCUGCCUCCCGAGUGCUGGGAUUAGAAUAAUUUUUUUUUACUAACACAUCAAAUUAACAUGUAUAAGCUAUGUGAUAACAAAAAAUGUAGCAAGAAACUAUGAAAAACAGGGCUGGUGAGAUGACCCAAAGGGUACAGUCAUGUGCCACCAAAGCUGACAACCUCUGUUCCAUCCUAGAACCCACACGAUUGGAGGAGAGUACCAGCUUCUUGAAGUUCACACACACACCAAGAGCACACCAAGGCUUUAUCCUGGUGUUUCCCCACAGUUAAUCAGUGUCACCCAUCCAGACAGAUGCAGUCCAAUUCCAGGUGUUAAAGCACCACAUAUCCUCAUGGCUAUCUACUAAAAAAUAAUAUACUGUUCUUGUCCCUGACUUCUUUAGGAAACUGUUACUACAAGUGUCUGUUUGUUACUUUAUAUUCCAAUGUAAAUCUUUGAGUUUAUAUGCAUCUCAAAUGACUUUACUAAGACUAAAGUGAAAACAUGUAACAUGAAUUCUGUUAAAUAUACUUUUGAGUACCUAGGAUGUAAAUGUUGCUAAUCAUGUAUACCUGCAAGUCCUGUGUCCACAAGCCAUUUUCCCUCAUUCUGUUGAACACUCUGCUUGCCAUAAUGAACAAGAACAAAGUCUUCUGUAGCACCCCUUGGAACAUCUUAAUCCAGUCUCAGCUUUGCCUCCUGAGCUUUUCUCAGUGAAAUACAAACAGACUUACAAGGACCUUUAAAUUAUGUGGCAUGGACAAUGCUGAAACUUUGUCUAGAUUUACUAGUGUAUUGGCCAUUCUUGUGUUGUUCCCUUUCUGCUGCUUCUAAACCCCGGUCUAUUUACUUGAGUCUUUCCCCAUCUCUCAAAUAAUUAGAAUACAUCAUGGAUGAUGCAAAGAUUAGGUGCUGUGUGAGAUCUCUUGCCCUCUACUCCUCUACUAAGUUUUUUUAAUUUAAUAUCUGUCAGUAUUUCAGUGCAUUUUUGGUAAAGGAGAUUAAGUAAAAGUGCUUCAUCACCAAGUCUAAUGACAGCCUGAGUUUGAUCUGCAGGAUUCACAGGAUGGAAGAAGAGAUCUGAGGGGUUAUUUUUUGUUUUUGUUUUUGUUUUUGUUUUCUCCCAUACAGGGUAUCUGUGUUGCUUUGGAGCCUGUCCUGGAACUUACAUUAUAGACUAGGCUGACCUCAAACUCACAGAGCGCUGCCUGCAUCUGCCUCCCAAGUGGCAUGUGCCACCACUGCCUGUCAUAAAUGUCACUUUUAAAGUGAUUUUCUUUAGGAGUGUAAAGGGAUUAUUCAGUGUCUACUGAACACCUGAGUACUUCACAAUACUCAAAUUGUUAAAUUUUUCUCAGUUUUAACCUCAGCAUCUCCUCCUAAUCUUGACCUGACAAAUCUAUAACCCUUGAUCUUUUAAGUGUCUAACAUGCUGAUUGUAAACUCCUGCUUAAAUAUUAACUCUUUCCCCUGCAUAGUGAUAAACGUUCAGUACUAACAUUUGUUGACAACACCUUCAGUGUUAUUCAGGCCCUCUCUUCCUGGCUAGCCCUGUACUAGCCUCCAUUAUUUUUCUAUGAAAAACUGUCCAUGUCCCUCACCUUCCUAAGAAUUUUCAGUGGUUUAGUUUCCUCCAUGGAUACAAUUUGAACACUUUAACAUAGCACAACAAAUCUUACUGGGAUUGGGACUAUGUACCAACUCGUCUCACACUAUACCUAACCCAAUCUUGAGAGAUUGACCCAAAUCAUUAUAAUUUGUACAAUGUAGUAAAUUAUGUAAAUACAUUAAAGGGCAAAUAAGUUUCUGUGAGAAAUUCUUGCCCUCACAUGUCCCAAAGGCCACUAGUCAAGUAAUCCAGUGGCCUCUCAAACUAAACUGCAGGGGUUGUUUGCUGCAGCUCCUGGCUAUGAAACCAAAAAACUCAACAAAACCCAUGUGGAGUUUAUUGGGAAAGGGAGCAAAGGCAGGGGUAGGUGUUGGCCAAUGGGAGUGGAGUUGGAAAAAGAUGAGCAGGCAGGAGGGGCUUCCUUCAAAGGAAAAGCUUGCACAUUUGUACAGAGCCCUUAUGCAGUCACGUAAUACACGACUUAGCCACACAACACAGGAACCUUAGAGCUAAUCAUCUGCUUGAAGGCCGGUUGUGUAACCUGCCAGUUGUCAGGGGGCAGGGUCAGCAUAAUGCCAGGAUAUCAACAGGGUUAACUGAGCACUUGGGAGGUAAAGGCAGGAGGGUAGGGACUUCAAAGACAUCCUUAGCUGCAGGGUGAUCUGGAGACCAGCAUGUGAUAUGAGACCCUGUAAAACUGCAAAUUUAUAUGUCAUUACUCUUACAGAAACUCUUUAAGGGCAUUGGGAUGAUGGCCACACACCUUAAUUCUGUAAACUCAGCGUGAUUUGAAAUUCCACUCUGAAUGUAUAUUUGAUAUUUCUUAAACAGUUUAGUAUUAUUGCUCUAAUUUAAGGGAUGCCCAAUAGCAAUCACUUAAAAUAUAGAUUGACCAGUUAUGUUUAUAUGUUUGGCUUUUUUCAGUGCAUAUCAAAAUUAUGUCUGUUUUAAGCAAUUUAAAAAACAUUUGAAAUUUUGCUUUUAGGAGAGUUUGCUUAAUGGUUAAAAGCACAUGCUGCUCUUCUAGAGGACUGUUUGGAUCCCAGCAUCCAUUUAGUGGCUCACAAACAUCCAUAAGUCCUGUUCUGGGGGAUCUGACACACACUUCUGCCGUCUUUGGGCACAAGACAUGCACAUAGCAUAGGCAAAACCUCAUAAACAUAAAAUCAGUAUUUUUUAACAAAUGAUAACUCAGUCAACUAUUGUCAGGCACUCUUGAAAGUGCUGUGGGUACUGAUUAUGAAGAGGCUCUUCUUUGCUUUCGGUACUGUUUACAGACCUUAAAACUGCCCUAUGUUGAUUUGUUCGUAUCCAUAGGUGUUAUUGAUGGUAAUGACGAUAGUUAACUUGAGUGCCUUCCAGGUGUGUAGUGAACCUGAAGAGCAAGUAACCAACACUGUCUAGUGCAGCAAAGCACAUGCAGAAAAAGUUCCUAUACCACGCUUAAUUUUCUAAAAGAUUUAAUGAAUAAGACAAGGAUUUGUAUCAAUUUUGAAGGAAAUAUUAUCUCUAUGAUUGUAAAACAUUUAGAAAAAUGAAUGGAGGCUGUAGCUCCAUCUGGAUACAGUAGUGCGUACUUGUGUCUUAGCCCAUAGAAGGUCGAGGUAGUGAGGGGGAAGAGGCCACUCUGUCUAAAACACCAUGACAAGUACAUACAAACCUCUGUAUCAGAGAAAAGCAUUCUAAGAAGAAUACCUGUUGCUUUGGAGGCACUGUAACAUUAUCUAUUCUUUUUUUCCCAAUUCUAGUAUUGACUCACCAUUGAUUUUAUCAUUAUAUUUAAUGGUUUGAAGGACAUUAGAUUCAGUGACAGGAGCCAGAUCUUGAGACCCAUUGCAUACUUCAAUGGUAAGCUUGUGAUUUUACUUAUUUUUAAAAUACAGUAUUAUUAAAACCACUGAAAUAUUUUUAGAUUUGUGCCUCUUAGUGUCUUAACUAAUCCAGAUUUUAUCAUUUGCCCCCAGUUUUGCAACUAAGGAAUUGAUUCAUGAAGACUAAGUUACAGAAUCAGUGCAUUUCCUUCUAAUUAGUGUUCCUUAGCUAGUAACCUGUCAAGACCAGAAUUUAAAACCAGGUGAUUGGUUCUAUGUUUGGGUAGAAAAGGUAUGAAGUUGAAAGUUUAGCAGUAAGCUAAGUUUCUCAAUGAUAGAACUGUUUGGGAGGCCUAUGGCAGAGUGGCUCAGUUAAUUCUUUGUUGUAAGGGGUUAUCCUGUGAAUGUUAGAAUUUCUAAUUUAUUCUAUCUGCAUGUAUGACCAGGCACCAUGUGCAUGCCCCAUGCCUGGAGACCAGAAGAUGGUAUUGGAUCCUGUGGAAUUGGAAUUGGGUGCUGGGAACUGAGCCUCUACAUUUAGAAUUUUUGACAUCUAUGGCCUCUAUCACCUGAGACAGUGACACUCCUAGUCAUCACAACUUAAAAUGCCUCUGAAUAUACCCCAGUAGUCCCUAGAGGGGCAGAAGAGCCAAACUCCUCUUCUGAUUCACAGCACUAGGAAGUGGUUUAUCUGUACAGUGAUACAUGAUACAGUUACUAAAAUUGUGUUUCAGAAAAACAUUAGAAGACAAUGGAUUUAGACUACUGUAAUUCACAAUUUUUCAUAUUAAUCUCUGGAAAUCUGGAUACAUUUAACUGUUGAUGAGAAUCCUAAAAUCUUGCCAUGCAUUUCCUACGCAUAUAAAACUUCCAAAAUGGUAGCUUAGAAAAUAGAAUUCUAAGCUGGGCCGUGGUGCACGCCUUUAAUCCCAGCACUCGGGAGGCAGAGGAAGGUGGAUCUCUGAGUUCGAAACCAACCUGGUCUACAAGAGCUAGUUCCAGGACAGCCUACAAACCAAAAAAAAAAAAAAAAGAAGAAGAAGAAGAAGAAGAAGAAGAUUCUAAAGAUUUUGUUUCUAAAAGGGAAAAAAAGAUUUUAUUUCUUUUAAAAAAAUCUAAAGUGAAGAUGUAGACGUGAGAUAGUGGUAUGUUUUUAAAAAUAUAAAAGGAACUAAAACUCCACCCUCUCACCUGUUUUUCAAGACAGGAUUUUUCUGUGUAGCCCUGGCUAAUUUGGAACUUGCCCUGUAGACCAGGCUGGCCCCAACUCAGACAUCUGCUAGCCUCUGCCUCCUGAGUGUUGGUGUGGCAACAAAACUCUUUAAAAUAAGUGUUUUUUUCUUUUUUUUUGUACCUUUUCUACAUUUUCUAAACUAUAUGCUUUUUGUAAGUUUCUUUCUAAGUUGCAGAGAUCCAUUUAUUUUGGUAAUGCUUGUUUUCAAGCUUCUGUCCUCAAAUGAUCCUUCAGUUUUAGUCAACUUGCUGUCUGUACAUACAAAAUACUUUUUCAGGAGUCAGUCAUUUUUAACAUUUAUUUUGUGUAUAUAUGUUUGUGGAGCACUACACCUGUAAAGGUGAGGAGACAUCUUGCAGGAGUCAGUUCUCUCCUUCAAACAUGUAGGUUCUAGAAAUUGAGCUAAGGUCAUCAGGCUUAGCAACAAACAUAUUUACUCUCUGAGCCAUCUCACAAGCCUCUCAUUCAUUUUUAGUUUGACUUACUAUAAAAAUAAUGGUGAUGGAAUGCAAAAAAUAAAUUCAUAAAAAGAGAAAAACAAAGGAAUGUUGAAUAUUUGCAAACCUGGAUUCCCAGUUUUAUACUUCCCUAGUCCCCACACCUUCCUAAUUAUCUCAUUGAUAAAUAAUCUCUAUUAAUUCAUAAGAAAACUUCCUCACCUUUCUGCCAUGAAAUCUUCAAUCCUAAUUGAAUCUGUUGUCAUUAUUAGUAUUCAGGCGUCUGUACUAACCCGUCCCGGGGGUUCUGACAGGGUACACCCUCAGCUGCUACCACGAAGAGCACCACCUGUGCACAUUAAAAGAGCCCUGCUUACCCACCACACACACACACACACCACUUCUCUUUCUGUCUCUCCCACCUCUUCUGCUGCUCCUGUACCCAGAGCCAAGUCUACCCCAUUCCCUCUGACGUUUUCCAAUUCCCUUUCCCCUAAUAAAAAAUCCCCUCCAUGUGAGCUCUGUUGAAUGGCAUCUUUUUCUCCCGUGUACCUUGUGUUUCUGAUAGUCAGCUUUAAAUACAGCUCAUUUUACUUCUCAUUCUAUUUUCCUAUAAAACUACUUGAUUAAGUGCUAGGAACUGAAUUUGCUAGAGAAAAGCCAUAUCUUUGUUACAGGUGUAAUGGGUUGAUUAGUACUUAAGAUUGUGGAGAGCUAGAAUAGUGAAGCUUCAGAGCUGAACUAUUUUUGGCUAACAGCCCUCUUAGCUAUUCAUUGCCUACCUCGGUAUGACUGAUCAAUCUUGUGACUUAAUGUGACAUGUUAAGGAAUGUAUUAAUGGCUCACUUCCUUCGACCCAGAAGCAAAGACUGGCAUCAGAUAACAAACAUCUCAGACCUAUAGUGGAGGCUGCUCCCACUGUGCUGUAGUACCAGUGUCUCCACCAAUUUGAAAAGUACCUUGAGUUGUGCUUUUUGUUUUUCUAAAGACAGUCUGUCUGUGUAGUCCCAGGUGUCCUGGAACUCCAUAUGUAUACCAGACUGGCCUCAAGCUCAGAGAUCCUCCUGUCUCUACCUACAGAGUGCCGGGAUUAAAGACAUUUGCUACCACAUCUGUUGUAUGGCUUUCUUAAACUGCAAAAACUUUAUAAAACUAUUACUAUGUUAGAACAUGUUAUUUGGGGUAAACUGAAUGACUUAAAAAAAGAUAUCUUAAAUUAUUAAUUAAAAAAACACACUACCACUGGCUGUGGUGGUAAACAACUUUAAUCCUGGCACUCAGGACCAGAAGCAGAUGAAUCUGAAUUCAAGUGCAGUCUGGUGUACACAGGGAAUUCCAGGAUAGCCAGGACUACAUAGACCCUGUAUCAAGCAUCCUAAGUAAAUAGUAAGGGCGUGGUUAUACUUGCUUUUUAAUCGUAGUACUCUUGAGUUUGAGGCCACCCUAGCCAAUAGGACUACAUAGGGAAAAACUAUCUCAACAACAACAAAAAAUAUUAAAUAGUUUAAUGUUUUUGUUUUAAAUUUUCUUCAUAUAUUGACUGCCUAUUACAGAGUUUAAAUUCUUAAAAAUUCAAUCUUUUCAAUGGCUAUUACUUUACCUUUGUUACUAGAACAAAAGUGUUAAAAUGUGUCUCAGAAAAGCAAAACAAAACAAAAAAACGGUAAAAUGUAUCCAUUCUGAGUGUCACACACUAUUUACACUACUAACCACACAGUAUAUGGAAACCUGUUAUUUAUGUGUGUAUUUUACUCUGUGCUAGGAAUGAAACUCAGGGCCUUUCACUGUUUAAAUACCUCUCCACUGAGCUACACCCUCAACUCCCCUCAUGGAAAGUGUGAAUCAGGUAGUUCUGGGAACCUCCCAACCUCUAGCCAUGGAUGGGUUACAUCCUCUUGGAAUGCAUAUCUCAAGUAAACCAGAUCUACUUCCAAAGCUUUCUAAGUUUUUAUAGGGUUCAUCUAAGAUUAAUUUGAAUUCAUCAUUCUCAAAUCUGCCUUAACCUUUUUUAAAGAAGGUAGUAUCUUACACACACAUAGCUGAUAAUCUAGGUGACAUGUAGGAGCUGGAAAAUGUGGGGUUCAUUUACAUUUGGAAGAUGAUCAAAUUCCUUUUUUGUUUCUUUAGUUGUUACUUUUAUUAAGUUUUUUAAAUGCCAGGUGUUGUGGUGAAGACCUUUAAUCCCAGCAUUUGGGAGGCAGAGAUAGGUGAUCUCUAUGAAUUAGAGGCCAUCCUGGUCUACAUAGAGGCUCCAUGUCAGCCAAGGCUCCAUAGUAAAACUAUCUCGCAACAAAACAAAAAAUUUAAAGCGUGUGCGUGCGUUUGAGAACAAUUUGUGGAAUCAGUUCUGUGCUUCCACCCUGUGGGCUCUGAGGAUUAAAUUCAGGGCUGCUGGCUUGCCAGCAGGCAGUUUAUCCGUGGAGCCAUGUUGCUGUUGCUGCUGGUUUUCUUUUAGAGUGUAUAUGUACACUGACCUCAAACUCAUGAUUUUCUACCUCAGUUUCUUGAUUGCUGAGAUUACAGGUAUGUACCACUUUAUCCAACAAAUUCCCCUUAAAAUCAUAUUGGGAACACCUAAACUUGUGUCACCUGAUUCUGUACAUCACAUGUAAGAUUUAAAUAUCAAAAUUCUUUUGCAUUCUAUGCUGUUUCGAAUAGUGUACACAAGCCGUCUACAGUGAGAUCUAUGAAACACUGAAAGAAAUUUAUGAUUCAACUUUUAUUAAAUUGGAAGAUUGAUUGGAAUGGUGGUAUUUUCUGUUAUUCUACAGAUUCCAAAAAGGUCCUACCAAAAUUCCAGUUGUCCCCUAAUUCUGCCUCUUACGAAGUUGAAACUCACUCCAAAAUUUAUGUGGGAGUCCAUGAGACCAACAAUAGCCCGAAUGGUCUCAAAAAAGAACAUAGCCCAAAGAAAAUGCUAACUACAAGCAGGCUCUGAUGACAGUUAAGAAAUGAAUUUGCCAGCAAGAAUGAAGGCAGACAGGCAAAGAGCAAGGCCCAGAAGGUAUGGCCCAGAUUUAAGGUGGAUCUUUGUAGGCAGAAUUUUUCUGCCCCUCCAGCCAGUUUCAUAAUAACCACACAGAGACUUACUAUUAAUUAUAAAUGCUCGGUCAAUAGCUCAGGUUUGUUACUAGCUAACUCUUAACAUUUUAAAUUAACCCAUAUUUCCUAUUCAGUAUGACAGUACCUUUAUUCAGCAUGGCAAGUUCAUCUUCUCCCCGAGUGUUCUCUGAAAUUCUCAGCUCCACGCUUCUUCCCAGCAUCCUCCUAGUCUGGCUCUCCCACACGAUCUCUUCCUGCCCAGCUAUAGGCCAGCCAGUUCUUUAUUAAGCAAUGAGUAUAAUGCAUAUGUAGGGUUAAGUUGGAUCACUCAUCUUAACCACUAAAGCUAUACAAUUUUUAGGAGAAAACUUACAGGUAAAUAAAUACAUAUUUAUGACUCUGGAUUGAGCAGUGGUGUAAUAUGACACUAAUAAUAGUCAACAAGCAAAUUAUACAAAUUGUACUAUAUCAAAAUUUAAAACAAAAAUAUAAACUACUUUAUUCUCAUGAGAAACUGAGAAGAAAACACAGAAUUUCAGAAAGUGUUUGUAAGUCAUAUAAAGAACAAGUAUCCAAAAUAUGUAAAUAAACAUUGUUUUGUUUUA